AUGAGCCACCCAGACACUCCUACUGAGACCCCUGAGCCUGACAGUCCCACCUGGCUGGCCCAACCUAUAUAUGGCAACCUUGGGGAGGUCCAUGCCCACCUACUGCCCUUCAAGGCCUGCCGACCUGGAACUCCUGGGUCACUCUCCUCCAUUCCACAGCCCUUGCCCCCACCCCUGCCAAAAAAGACCCUCACCCAGACCCGGUCUCUGCCCACUCACAGAGUCCCCAGUUGGGACCUGGCAAGACAGCCUCAGAGACUCCACCGGGGCUCCCACAGUGUGGAUGAGAGGCAGGCCACGGUGAUACCCACCUGUCCCCCUGAAGAGCUGGCCUUCAGCUCCCUCGAUGAUGUGCUGGGCCUCUUCCUCCUAAGUCUGCGCAGUCCUGAAGCCAUGCAGGCUGUGCAGGCUGGCUGGCAGCUAGAUGCCCUCCGUGCCAUCCACUUGCAGCGCUGUGCCCAGCUCACCAGCAGCUUCCCUGGGCCUUGUCAGCCCAGCCAUGGCUUCCGCCUGCUGAAGAGCACGCCCUGUGCAGAGAGCGAGGAUGCGCUCUAUUACUGAGUGGUGCGCGUGGAUGAGAAUGGAUGGCACAUGCUUGCUGCCAAGGUACCCAAGUCUGGAGUGGAAUUACCCCAUCAGAGGGGUGUGGAGCUGUAGGCCUCCCUGCCCCCUCAUUUUAAUCUCCAGGGACUCUGUGGCUGGUUGCCAGAGGGCGCACUGCCGGCGGUGCCCUGGAGAGGCCCAGCCACGCUGGCCACUGUGGUGCCUGAGCGCACAGUGGCCCAGUGGCUGGAGAUCAGCGAACCUCGGCCUGAAUGGGCCAUGGCCUUGAUGUUACUUCAGCUGAGCUCAGCCCUGGAGCUCCUGGAGGAGCGCGGUGUGGCCCUGGCUGAGCUAAGGCCCCAGAAUAUACUGCUGGCUGAGCCUCGGGGCUGUGUCCCCCCGGGGGACCCCCGCGCUUGCUGCUCGCCCCGUGUCUGUCAGUAGCCCCACAGUCUGCGGGGCACCCAUGCUCUGCCGCUGAGCGGCCUGCUGCGCCGGCUGCUGGGCCGGGCAGCGCCCUCGGCCACGCCCUUGGCCGCGGGCCUGGAGCGACUAGCGGUCCUGCUGCCUCGCACCCGGCCCUCGGGGGCUCAGACGCACCGUGCCCUGCAAGCGCUGCUCUGGGGGCCCGGGCCGGGGCUGCGCAGCCCGGGGGCUCCCCUCCCGUGGACGGUGACUGCAGUUGUGGUGCUGCUUAUUCGUCUCGCCGAGCGCGCCGUGGGAGGCCAGGCGCCUGGUCUCCAGGACUGGCUCUGCUGCGAGUACCUGACCGAGGCCAGCGAAGUGUCGCUGGGACAAACCCUAGUGCUGCUGUGGACAGAUCCCAAGUAA
This is a messenger RNA of Perognathus longimembris pacificus (Pacific pocket mouse), 1374 nucleotides long. It is a transcript of the gene Peak3, whose product is annotated as PEAK family member 3. Gene Ontology annotation, cellular component: focal adhesion; actin cytoskeleton. Gene Ontology annotation, biological process: protein phosphorylation. The record is from RefSeq and is a predicted model, not a curated record. Lineage: Eukaryota; Metazoa; Chordata; Mammalia; Rodentia; Heteromyidae. Gene Ontology annotation, molecular function: protein kinase activity.